CUGCCAGAAAGGUGUUGUUUUGGCAGAGAGUUUAACGGUUUCGUCAGUUAGCAAAAGAAUUUCGGACUGGUGAAACGUGUAAACGGAAAGCAAUAACGGCAGCGAAACGCUCAACAAAAAUUAAUAAAACCAAAAAAAAGAAAAAAAUUACAACAAAAAAAAAAGAAAUAAUAAAACCGAAAGGAAAACGCAUUGUGGCAGCAACUACUAAUAACUAAAUAGUGUGUCAUGUAGCUGAAUGAGUGUGUGUAUGUGAGCAGCAGUGGGGAAGCAGCAAGGCAGUAAAGGAAAAGGUUGUGCAAGAAGAAGAAGAAGCAGCAACAGCGUACAAACAAGUGAAAAAAGUGAAAAAGCUGAGCGCCGGAGCACUAAAAAAGUAACGAAAAUAAUUUGUAGUGAGGUAAGAAAAACGUAGUGAAAAAAGUGAAAAAUAUAGUAAAAGUGUGACAAAAAUUGUGCAAAGUGCUUAAUGCAAGCGGACGGAGUGUCGGCGAGGGAAAUUGGGGCAGCAGCAGUAACAGCAGCAGCAGCAACGGCAGAGCCAGCCAGGAAUUCGAAACUUUAGGGGUGCCACAUAGAUGAUAUGUUAAACGCUAGUGGCAACAUUCAAUGGCGAUGCCAACAAGCUGAACUGAUUCCGGUAUCCUACAAAUGCAUCAGACAUAUUUUGUUAUCACACGCAGAUGGCACAUUGAAACUGCAUAACGCGACGGGAGAGCACAACAAUAACCAUUGAAAGGUUUGCAAGAACCAACAAAAUUGCUUUCAAAUUGAAACAUCCGCAAUUCUCACCUACCCACCUGCCUACCUACAUACUCGUACAUUACCCAACACACACAUAAAUAGUACACUGAAAGACAUAUCAACAACGACUUCAUACAUAAUCACAUACAAGCAAGCAAGCACGCACAUUAGGUACCUGUUGUUGUCACCGACAUACUCACUCUCUCUCAUUCUACCUACAAAAACACAUAGAAAAUAUUUGGUUUUUAUGAGGCACCAUCAGACACGCACCUAUCAAAGCUCCCAAAUGAAAUUCAUACCUAAAAAUAUGCACUACUCGCAUGCAGCUAUGAAUCUGAUAAAUAUGGAUUCGGAAAAUCGGGUCGUGCUGAAUGUGGGUGGCAUUCGGCACGAAACGUAUAAGGCUACAUUGAAGAAAAUACCCGCCACAAGAUUAUCACGCCUCACCGAGGCGCUAGCCAACUAUGACCCCAUAUUGAAUGAGUAUUUCUUCGAUCGACAUCCGGGGGUCUUUGCUCAAGUACUAAACUAUUAUAGAACCGGCAAGCUGCACUAUCCAACAGACGUUUGUGGGCCACUGUUUGAGGAGGAGCUCGAGUUUUGGGGCUUGGAUUCGAAUCAAGUAGAGCCGUGUUGUUGGAUGACAUACACACAGCACAGAGACACACAAGAGACAUUGGCGGUAUUAGAUCGUCUGGACUUAGAUACAGAAAAACCGUCCGAAGAGGAAUUAGCGCGCAAAUUCGGCUUCGAGGAGGACUACUACAAGGGCACAUUGUCGUGGUGGCAGGAAAUGAAACCGCGCAUCUGGUCGCUUUUCGAUGAGCCAUACAGUUCGAAUGCGGCCAAGACGAUCGGCGUCGUUUCGGUGUUCUUCAUUUGUGUGUCCAUAUUAUCAUUCUGCCUAAAAACACAUCCCGACAUGCGUGUGCCAUACCUCGUUAAUACAUCCGUGAAUACCGCCAACGGUAAUAUGGCCUGGUACAUCGAUAAGCCCCAAACGAAUGCGCAUAUAGCUUUCUUUUAUAUCGAAUGUGUUUGCAAUGCCUGGUUCACGUUCGAAAUACUGGUUAGAUUCAUAUCCUCGCCAAAUAAAUGUGAAUUCAUAAAGUCAUCUGUUAACAUCAUAGAUUAUAUAGCAACGCUUAGUUUUUAUAUCGAUCUUGUGCUUCAACGGUUCGCCUCUCAUCUAGAGAACGCCGAUAUUUUAGAAUUCUUUUCAAUAAUACGUAUUAUGCGUCUAUUUAAAUUGACGCGUCAUUCGUCCGGCCUUAAAAUUCUAAUACAAACGUUUCGUGCAUCGGCAAAAGAGCUCACGCUGCUGGUGUUUUUCCUCGUAUUGGGCAUUGUGAUUUUCGCAAGCCUAGUUUACUAUGCGGAACGCAUACAACCGAAUCCGCAUAAUGAUUUUAAUAGUAUCCCGUUGGGUCUGUGGUGGGCACUGGUCACUAUGACCACCGUCGGUUAUGGUGAUAUGGUGCCGAAGACCUAUAUUGGCAUGUUUGUGGGCGCAUUGUGUGCGCUCGCCGGUGUGCUAACGAUCGCACUGCCCGUACCCGUCAUUGUGAGCAACUUUGCCAUGUACUACUCGCAUACGCAAGCACGAGCCAAACUGCCGAAGAAACGGAGAAGAGUGCUUCCUGUUGAACAGCCCCGUCCACCAAGGCUGCCAGGUCAACCGGGCGGCGUCAGCGGUUGCGGUACACCCGGCUCUGGUCCGCAUUCCGGGCCCAUGGGAUCUGGCGGCACCGGUCCGCGGCGUAUGAACAAUAAAACAAAGGAUUUGGUCAGUCCGAAAUCAGGUCCUAUUGGCGCCAGCAUUGUGGCGAUGAGUCCGCGCACUAUGUUAGACUUGAAUCCAGCAUUGGCGAUGAGCAAACCGACUUUUGAAUCAAAAGGUCCACCUAUAACCAGCAAAGAUAUCAAGGAUACAACAAACAUACGCAAUCCACUGGAUGCUGGUGGCAUGAAGAACUUUUUAUAGAUGUAGUAUUUGUAUAAAUAGAGAAAUAAAGAUAUUAAAACAAAAAAAAAAAAAACAAAAAAAAAAACAGAAGCAAAAAUAAAAUAACAGAAAAGGCAUGUCAGCAGAUGUAAUGCACUAAAAGGAAUUUGUCGAAAGCGAAGGAAGUGGAAGGCAAGUGAAGAUCCAAAAAUAAGAAAUAGUUUAUAACAAAUAAAAUAUGCAAUAAGAAUGGCAUGCAAAGCAGAGAGGAAAGAAAAUAUGAAUUGAAAACCAAAUUGCAUUUUAACUAAUUGACUAACUAAUUUAAUUACUAUUAUAGCUAAAAAGAGAAAUAAAAUCGCAGAAUAGGCGGCAAGAGAUGAGAGAGAAAAUGUUAGCUCUAUUGCGAGCGGCCUACUCGUUAUUUGUAAUAUACCUAUACAUACAUACAAACAUACAUAAAUAGCAAAUCUAAUAGCCUAAUUCUAACCAACUAUUUACUUACUACUACCAACAUACUCACUUACAUGCAUACUUAAUACCAACAAAAACAAAAAAAAAAAUUAAAAAUAUGCCCGCAUAUGACCCAAAAAAUCAAAAGGACGCUUCUUAUCAAUGUGAAUAUCAUAAAAAUCGUGCAAUAUUAGUUACUUAAAGAAAAUUAAAAAAAUAAAUACUCAACGUUUCAAGCUCAACUCAAUGCUUUACCGGCAAACAUGUCUCACAAAUGGUUUUGAAAACUUAAUCGGUGCAACGCAAAAUUGAAGACAAACCAGCAUAAAUAUUCAACGAAUCAAAAACAAAAAACAAAAAAAUAAAAAUAAAAAAUACCAAAAUUAUUGCAUACAAAUUUAUGCAGCGUGAUGAUUUUGCAUACAGUGAAAACAAACAAAAAAUACCAAAAAAUACUUCAAUCCCUUUUCCAUUCUUUUUUUCUAAGAACCAGACAUGCAUACAUACGUACGUAUCAGUCCACCAGGCAUCUCACAACAAUUAAGUAUUUGAAAAACCAACUUCAAUUUCCUGCAAACUCAAACGUAAAAAACAAAAAAAAAAACAAAUUAAUUUUCUAAAUGACGUAACCGACAGACAUAUCAACCAAUUGUUGAAUAUUUAGUACCUAAAAACUAUGUAUGGGGGGGGUACCCAUUUGUUUUUAGUUGCUACUCUAAGACACAUCCCUAAAUAGUACUUUGCCAAUGCGCGCUCUAUUGUAAAAAUUUAGCAAAUUUAUUGCUCUAUUAGAAAAGUUUCGAUUUUUUAAAUUUUAGUCAAAGUUCUUUUUCGGCGUUCUAAAGUAGCAAACCUACGUACUACCACUACGGUACAUAUCCAAGCCUCCUGAACCAGUUUGGCUCCAGUUGAAAAUAUAUCAAAUAGGAACGAAUCGAAUUGUAAACACUAUUUCUUGUAGCUAUGUAUUAGUGAAGCGACUUAUAGAAAUAAAAAAAAAUAUAAAAAUUAAAAAAAUAAAAAUUAAACACGCAAAGGAAAAGAAAAAAGUUUUUAGUUUCUUUUUUAUGCAAAUUAAAAAAAUAAUAAUAAUAAGUAACAUAAAAAAUUAAUUGAUAUUGAAAUAUUCUAAAAUGUUGAACAUCUAUAAAAUUUUCUAUGCAUACUUUGUGGCAGUUAAAUGAUUGUAAAAAGAAAAAAAAAUGAAUUAAUUAAAUUUUAACUUUAUUGAAUAAAUUAAUUCAUAAUUAAUUAAUUAAAAAAUUUGGUAAAAAUUUAUUUA
Molecule: messenger RNA, 4424 nt
Organism: Anastrepha ludens (Mexican fruit fly)
Lineage: Eukaryota; Metazoa; Arthropoda; Insecta; Diptera; Tephritidae
Gene: Shaw
Product: potassium voltage-gated channel protein Shaw
Exons: 8
Coding region: 992-2728 (578 amino acids)
Biological process (GO): potassium ion transmembrane transport; protein homooligomerization
Cellular component (GO): voltage-gated potassium channel complex; neuronal cell body membrane; dendrite membrane
Molecular function (GO): protein binding; delayed rectifier potassium channel activity
Source: RefSeq, a predicted model, not a curated record